AUGCCUGCAGUGGAAAAACAGCUCCGGGCGCAGUAUUGGCUACCUCAGGUGGGCCACGAUAAGGUGUCAAUCAUCAUGAGCUCUGAACUAUCAAGUGUUCAAAAGGUCUGGGAAAGAAUACGACCAAAUAGCCCGAUAUAUGCAUUCCUCCUGGAAGACGUGGAAAUAUAUGAAGCUCAAAAAGGUGUUGUUCGUGCCAGGAUUACGGUCUCUGCUCGCCAUCUGAACUCUAAAGGUACUUUGCAUGGCGCAUUCUCUGCCUGUGUGAUUGACUGGGCAGGUGGGAUGGCCAUUGCUUCACAUGGUCUCGAAUCUACUGGCGCCAGCACGGAUAUACAUGUCUCAUAUCUUUCGCCAGCGAAACUCGGAGACUGGCUCGAGAUUGAAAGUCGGGCCAGUAAGGUCGGAAAGACUCUUGCUUUUACAACUGUCACGAUUUCAAAGCGUGAUGAUUCCGGUCAACUCAUAUUGGUUGCCCAAGGAUCACAUACAAAAUACAUCAAGCAUUGA
Rasamsonia emersonii CBS 393.64 is the source of this 510-nucleotide messenger RNA. RefSeq names its product Thioesterase family protein. Gene Ontology annotation, molecular function: fatty acyl-CoA hydrolase activity. The transcript has 2 exons. The record is from RefSeq and is a predicted model, not a curated record. The coding region runs from base 1 to 510 and encodes 169 amino acids. NCBI's taxonomy places the organism in Eukaryota, Fungi, Ascomycota, Eurotiomycetes, Eurotiales, Trichocomaceae.